GAGAGGCACCGAGGAGGGGGGCCUGGCCGCGGAGGGCGCUGCCCUGGCUCUGGUCCUCGGGCCCGGGCUGCGGACUAUCCGGGCCGCCGCGGCUUCACCCGAGGCCUCUCGGGCUGCAUCGCCCUCCUGCCGCCGUGACUUAGCAAGAAAAGUAUUCUUGGGUGGGAAGGGCGUGGGGAGCAGGUCGCUCUCUGAUCUUGGGGAAAGGGCCCAGCCCUCCUGGGCCGCGGAAGCGAGCCCCGCAGUCCCCACCCCUCCCCGGUCUGGCGGCUCGCCGUCGGGGCUCCGGCAGCCACUUCCAGGCGUCCGGUUCCCCACCUGUCCUUAGCUUGGGGGUCGACCUAAGGAGGAUGGCCCGCCGCCUAGCCCCUGGGCCCCCCGGUGCGGUGGUGGUUCAGCCUCUACACUCAGUAAAGAUCUGCAGCAUCCACCCUUCAAAUCGAGCAGGAUUUUCCUUUUUGCCACUGGCUUCUUGCACGGGAAUUGCCUUUUGACGUUGCUAACACUGAGCAGCUCCGAGGCCUUCUGCCAUUCCCUUCAUCCCGUGUCUCCACUCCAUUAGGAAACGCUGUGAUUAUUUAUUUACCCUCUCAGGUGGAAUGAACGUUACUUGUUGACUAUUUCCUGGUUGCUGAUUCGAUUCACUUGAUAAAGAAUCAUUUUUCCUCUCUGUGGCUGCCACUUAGUGGCAUAUUUAAUUGAAAUCCAGGGAUCACAAAACUUUCGAUUUUUCUGGAGGGACAUACCACUAUAUCAAAUAAGUUUGAUAUUGCAGCCAAAAUGGUGCUGUCCCAGAGACAACGAGAUGAACUAAAUCGAGCUAUAGCAGAUUAUCUUCGUUCAAAUGGCUAUGAAGAGGCAUAUUCUGUUUUUAAAAAGGAAGCUGAAUUAGAUAUGAAUGAAGAAUUAGAUAAAAAGUAUGCUGGUCUUUUGGAAAAAAAAUGGACAUCUGUUAUUAGAUUACAAAAAAAGGUUAUGGAAUUAGAAUCAAAACUAAAUGAAGCAAAAGAAGAAUUUACGUCGGGUGGUCCUCUUGGUCAGAAACGAGACCCAAAAGAAUGGAUUCCCCGUCCACCAGAGAAAUAUGCGUUGAGUGGUCAUAGGAGUCCAGUCACUCGAGUUAUUUUUCAUCCUGUGUUCAGUGUUAUGGUCUCUGCUUCAGAAGAUGCUACAAUUAAGGUGUGGGACUAUGAGACUGGAGAUUUUGAACGAACUCUCAAGGGGCACACAGACUCUGUACAGGACAUUUCCUUUGACCACAGUGGCAAGCUUCUGGCUUCCUGUUCUGCAGACAUGACAAUUAAACUAUGGGAUUUUCAGGGCUUUGAAUGCAUUAAAACCAUGCAUGGCCAUGACCACAAUGUCUCUUCAGUAGCCAUCAUGCCUAAUGGAGAUCAUAUAGUGUCUGCCUCAAGGGAUAAAAGUAUAAAAAUGUGGGAAGUGCAAACUGGCUACUGUGUGAAGACAUUUACAGGACACAGAGAAUGGGUACGUAUGGUGCGGCCAAAUCAAGAUGGCACUCUGAUAGCCAGCUGUUCCAAUGACCAGACUGUGCGUGUAUGGGUUGUAGCAACAAAGGAAUGCAAGGCAGAGCUCCGAGAACAUGAACAUGUGGUAGAAUGCAUUUCCUGGGCUCCAGAAAGUUCAUAUUCUUCCAUCUCUGAAGCAACAGGAUCUGAGACUAAAAAAAGUGGCAAGCCUGGACCCUUCUUGCUAUCUGGUUCCAGAGACAAAACUAUUAAGAUGUGGGACGUCAGUACUGGCAUGUGCCUUAUGACUCUUGUGGGUCAUGAUAAUUGGGUACGUGGAGUUCUGUUCCAUUCUGGGGGGAAGUUUAUUUUGAGUUGUGCUGAUGACAAGACUCUCCGUGUAUGGGAUUACAAGAACAAGCGAUGCAUGAAGACCCUCAAUGCGCAUGAACACUUUGUUACCUCCUUGGAUUUCCACAAGACGGCACCCUAUGUGGUUACUGGCAGUGUAGAUCAAACAGUAAAGGUGUGGGAGUGCCGUUGAUUGAGUCUCAUUUGGUUCUUCCUCCCUUUUUUUCCUCUGGAUGCACUCUGAUGAUAUACCAUGGUUACCCCAUUUGAGCUCUGUUUAAAUAAAUAUUGUCCUUUCAUGUAAAUUAUUCUGGAUGUAGAUUGAGCUUAUUAAAUGUUACACACAAAGUAUUCAUGCAUGGUGAAUCCAAAUUGUAUACUGUAAAUUACAUAUGUUGUCUAGAAGUACCAUAGGGUUUAAAAACCUGGGCUGGCAUUGGUCACACCAGGCCUACAAGGGCAGAAGUUGAAUAAAUUGAACUAGGGCACUAAACUGAAUAGUUGACAGUGUCGUUUUAUGUUGGAUUAUUAAUUAUUGUUUUUCUUCCUGCUAUCUGUUGGUGCCUGACUUGAUGGCCUCAUUUUGGGAAAAGUUGUGGUUAUUAGGGCUUUUUCUGAAAUGUGUAUCUAUGUAACAUCACUUAAGUGUGCUUAAUAAAUCUUUAAGGGUGUUAGGUAAAUAAGACUACAAUUCAAAAUCUUUUGCUCCAUCUGUGUAAUUAAUGGGGAUUACACAUUGAAGUUUUUGUCAUGACCCCUUUGCCAAAUCAAUAGGAUAUGUUUGUUUUGGCAGUCUAUCAAGCAAAGGCUAGUGGUAUAUUUAUGUAAGAAAAUGAUCGUAACUCUCAAGAAAAAUCUCAGCAGCUAAUAAUAGUGAAUCCUUUUUUCAUUUGGGUCUUACUGCUUUGUAAACAGGUCAGGAGAACCUAAGCUUCUCUCCACACUAGACAUACUUCGAGUUGUAUUCUCCAUACUGUUGGACUGUAUAGUCAUGUGACUCCCCAGUAGAAUUUGAUCUUCCCAUUGAGUGUCAUGGUACAAAUAAAUCACUGUGUUUAUGAUGUUUUUAGGGAUGUGCAAUGUGCAUUUCAGAAUGACAAAUACUGACAAAGUUGUGUGCCCUUUUAAAGGAGCAAGAAAAACAGCAGUUUUCAACAUGAACCUGAACUGCUUCACUUAAAGUUAUAUAAAGUGACAGGGUUUAAUGAAGCGUGCAUAAAAAUAAACUGGGUUUUUUCAUCUUUGUUUAUAUGUAAAUGUUUAAGUAUAUGGACCUAUCUGUAAGUGGAUAUGUCUAUAUAUGUAUAUCACACAUACAACCUCCAUGUUGUUGGGUCUUGAAUUUUUGAAGAAGUGCUAAAUCAUAUGAGUAGAGUAAAUCUUGCUGUGGAUUACCAACCACAGCCAUGCUUUUGAUGCUUCUGGCUCUGAGGGGCUUUUCCAAGCUAAAAGAAAGCCACCUCCUUUAUUCUCCACUCUAAUGUGGCCAUUCACCGUUUUAUACAUCCCUGAUAUGUUGUAUAUUUUGAUCCAAAGUUACUACAGUAGAGAAUUUUGCCCAUGACUUUUGGAACACUGUUCCAUUAUCAGUUGUUAAUAAAGAAUUCCAUUGCCUAGUUAACCAACUUUUUCUUCUUAAGAAAAUCAGUUUCAAAAGUUAACAGAAACAAUGAAAUAACAGUGACAGUUUAACAAUGAUAAUUUUUAUUCAUUUUUGUAAUAUAUGAUUUUUUAAAAAAUGUCCCUUUAAGUAUUUAAAGGAAAUUUGAUUCCUGAAAGGACAAAGAUGAGAGUUAAUGUCCCUGUAGAUAUACACAGAGGUUAGAUCACUAGGAACAGCUUAAUGUCUAGCAUGUGUCCUUUUGUUCAUUCACUUGUUUGCUCUUAAUACUCCUCAGACGUGUCUCCAGAAAGGAAAAGUGUUUUGAGAAUUAAAUGGCUAUUUUUGAGGACAAAAACUCAAUCUUGAUUCAGCAAACACUGUAGGUUCGUUUUAAGGGCAACAUUGCCUCACACCCCUGCUUACAUUGAAGUCUUUUUUUCCCUUAGGUGUUCCGACUGGAUUUUUCUCCAAAAGCUAUGGAAAAUAUCUUUGUUCUCAUUUGCUGCUAUUUCUUGUCCUAUUUCAAGAAUAUAAAUACAUAGAAAUGGUGCAUCUUAACAUUUGUGUUUAAAUGUCUUGUCUUUUAAUUCAGUUUUAGCAUGUAGCAACAUAAAUUAAGGGUAAGCCACAACAUCUAGACAUCAUUUAUAGAAACAGUAAAGAAUGGUACCAAUGUAGAGGAGCAAAGCUGCUGUUCUGGGUUUCUUCCCCUGCAGCAGUGACUCACUGACAAGGGAGGAGGGAGUACUCUGUAACAAAGUUGUCCUUACUUGGGAGAUCACCACAGCCUGCUGCUUAGCUGAGUUAUUAGACAUCCUCCACUUAAGCAGCAGCAAACAAUGAAUCUCAGGGAUGGUCCACAGCUGGAUCCAAACAUAAGGAGCCCUGUUUGAGUAAUGAAGGGGGUGGGGGGAGGGGGCAACAUCCACAUCUGGCAUCAGAUUUGCAAAGGUUUCUUGCACUGUUGACACUGCCCUGUUGAUGCCCUUACUUUUAUGUUACUGUUUUCUCUGCUGUCUACCCCUGUGCCUUGCCUGGGAUAAGGACAAUGAUAAAAUUACUGGUUUGGGUUAUAAGUAGAGGACUUUAUGAAUUAGCGGUUCACUGCUGCUUUGUUACUUUCUCAGUCAGAUUGGCCACUUACUAAGAAACAAAAAGCCGGUAGAAUUGUGUCCUAGGAUGAUUGUUGACUGUGUGUAAACAGACAUUCCAGUGCCACCUAUAGCACAGCGUGCCCAAAAGUCCCAACCGCAUGGAGAGUGCAAGCUGCAGAAGUUUGUGUAGACAUGGCCUGGAGAAUAGUUGCUUUUGACUUGGCAUCUUGCACUUUAGGAAACAAGACCGUCCUGUCUGCAUGUGGUGUGACCAAUGGUGUGCCUAGAGCAUUACCCACAAUUGCUAGUGUUAGCAAUCCGUCCUGGGCCAUGGCGCACUGUAGUCCUUUGGAAGCUUUGACUAUAGGCUCACCAAGCCCAGUAUCCUGUUUGCCUCUUUCUGUUUCCAUGUGAAUUUCCAGAUAAUACCACUAACUAAAAAGUUUAUUUUUAUUUUUUUUUAAUUUAAAGAAAAACUAUUUAAAAAUAAGGACAUUUUGUUUGUUGGCAGUGGUGGCUUGAUAAUCCUUAAGCAACUGAAGUUGAAAUAGAAGGAAAAGGCACUUAAAAUGGUUACUCCUGCUGUCCAGCUGUAUAUAAAUAAAGUCAAUGUGUUGGUUAAUCUAGAUGGUGCACAGAAUGUCCUGGUAGACAAGCAACAUGGGCAAAAUUGGAAGAAAGGUUUUGGGUUUUUCCAGUGGGCUGGGUGGGGUGGGCUGGGGACGCUGGACUCACAAGUCACGACUGGAACUGGCCUUUUUAUCCUUCCACUGUAUUAUGUAAGUAGCUGCUUUCUCGCCUGCCUAUCCUUCAGGCUCCCCAAAGCUCACUCUGAAGAUGUUAGAAAUAAACACAAACUCUACAAGGUAGAAAUUGAUCCUGACACUGACAUGAAGGCAAGCGCUGAUUUCAUAUGAACGUUGCGGAGGUGGUAAUCGGAGGAUACAGUUCCCCAGAUUGUAAGAGUUCACUGAAGAUAUCGACACAAUUUUAAAAAUCAGUAAAGGAAUGUAUAUAAUAUUGCUCUUGUGUUUUACAGUAAGAUUUGUUGCUCUCAGACUGUGUAAAACAAAAUUUAUUCAUGUUUUCUGCAUAUUAAAAAUCUUAUUGUACCAAUUGGUAAACUAUUAAAUGCCUAUAAAACUAGAUGUGCUGGGGUUUU
Chionomys nivalis (European snow vole) is the source of this 5679-nucleotide messenger RNA. It is a transcript of the gene Pafah1b1, whose product is annotated as platelet activating factor acetylhydrolase 1b regulatory subunit 1. The transcript has 11 exons. The coding region runs from base 781 to 2013 and encodes 410 amino acids. The record is from RefSeq and is a predicted model, not a curated record. Lineage: Eukaryota; Metazoa; Chordata; Mammalia; Rodentia; Cricetidae. Gene Ontology annotation, molecular function: protein binding.